ACCACCACUCCCACCCCCCCCCUCUCUCUCUCUACCUACCUUUCUCUCUCUAGCAAAAUACUAAGCUCAAAGUCAGCGCCCUAGCUAGUUUCUCCGAGGCGGCGAGAUGGACGGCGACGCAUGGUGGUACCCUGGCGGCGGCGGAGGUGGUGGUAGCAACAACUGGGAUCUUGGCGCUGUCGUGAGGUUUGGGUGCGGCGGGGGACGGGUGAGCCCGGCGGCGGCGUUGCUGGGCGAGGCGUGGGAGUACGACGACGACCCGUUCUCGUCGUUCCUCGCGCCGCCCAUGACGGCGCAGCAGGCGGCGCUGCCCGCCGUGUGGGAGGAGGGAGACGACGGGGACGCGGCGUGGAUGGCGCCGCUCCCGGGGCUUCAGACCGGUGGUGGCUGGGGUGAUCAGGCCCCCAUGGUCGUCGACGAGCUCUGCGGGGCCCUCGUUGUGGCCCCUCCUCCACCUCCGAAGCAACAGGAGGUGCUUCAGGUCCAGCAGCAGCCGCCGCCGGCGGACAACACGCAGCCCACUACCUACCAGCAGGGAUCCGGCGGCGACGGUGAGAGCACUCGCGCCGGCGGAUCAAGGUCGGCGAGGAGAAAGAAGAAGCAGACGAGAAAGGAGGUGGUGCGCGUGGCGGCGAGCGGGCCGGCGCCGGACUUGUGGGCGUGGCGGAAGUACGGGCAGAAGCCGAUCAAGGGGUCCCCGUACCCGCGCGGCUACUACCGGUGCAGCAGCAACAAGAACUGCGCCGCCCGGAAGCAGGUGGAGCGCUGCCGCUUCGACCCCUCCUUCCUCCUCCUCACCUACACCGGCGCCCACUCCGGCCACGACGUCCCCCUCCACCGCAACUCCCUCGCCGGCACCACGCGCCACAAGCCGCCGCCGCCGCCGCCGCUCCCGUCCGCCGCCGACAAGUCUCCGGCCACCGCGGCUGAGGCGGCGACGGCGAGCCAGAGCCCCGGCCUGUCGCCGACCACGCCGCUGCGCGCCUCGUCCAUGGAGCUCCACGGCGAGGACGACGCCGAGGCCGAGCUGCAGGUGGAGGAGGACGACAUGGCCAUCGACGACGAAGACGACGACGACGUCGCCGACGAGACCAUCAGCACCGUGCCGUGGGGCACGCCCAUCUCCGACGCGAUCAUCGCGGCGAGCUACGAGUGGAGAUGACCACCACCACCUCGGCGACCUCGCCGUACAUUGCCAUACAUAGCAAGCAAUUCAGCCGUCUUAGAGAGAGAAAUUAAGGGAAAGAGACAGAAAUUAAAGAGAGAGUUGAAGGGAGCAUCCGAUCCAUGCAGCUAGUAUCUCCAACACCCAGUAGCACUAGUGUUUAAUUACUUAAUUAAUUACUACAAGCACCUAGUAGCGUCUAUUUACAGAACUACCUCCGUUCCAAAAUAAGUGCAGUCGUGAAUAUCCGUACCCAACGUUUGACCGUCCGUCUUAUUUGAAAAAUUUGUGAAAAAUUUGAAAAUA
Messenger RNA from Oryza sativa Japonica Group (Japanese rice), 1471 nucleotides. Its product is annotated as WRKY transcription factor 22. The record is from RefSeq and is a predicted model, not a curated record. Gene Ontology annotation, molecular function: DNA-binding transcription factor activity; transcription cis-regulatory region binding. Gene Ontology annotation, cellular component: nucleus. Gene Ontology annotation, biological process: regulation of DNA-templated transcription. NCBI's taxonomy places the organism in Eukaryota, Viridiplantae, Streptophyta, Magnoliopsida, Poales, Poaceae.